This is a messenger RNA of Molossus molossus (Pallas's mastiff bat), 1236 nucleotides long. Its product is annotated as olfactory receptor 2A5-like. The record is from RefSeq and is a predicted model, not a curated record. Gene Ontology annotation, cellular component: membrane. Bases 1 to 1236 code for a protein of 411 amino acids. The transcript is spliced from 2 exons. Gene Ontology annotation, molecular function: olfactory receptor activity; G protein-coupled receptor activity. Gene Ontology annotation, biological process: G protein-coupled receptor signaling pathway. Lineage: Eukaryota; Metazoa; Chordata; Mammalia; Chiroptera; Molossidae.
AUGAUGGAAAAUCAGACAUGGGUCACAGAAUUCAUUCUCCUGGGAUUCCCGCUCAGCCCAAGGAUGCAGAUGUUCCUCUUUGGGCUCUUCUCCCUGUUCUAUGCCACCACGCUGCUGGGCAACGGGUCCAUCCUGGGGCUCAUCUGGCUGGACUCCCGGUUGCACACCCCCAUGUACUUCUUCCUCGCACACCUGGCCAUCGUUGAUAUUUCAUAUGCUUCCAACAAUGUCCCCAAGAUGCUGGAAAACCUUCUGCAUGAGAAAAAAACUAUCUUCUUUGUCCCGUGCAUAACACAGACCUUUUUAUACAUGGCUUUUGCUCACACUGAAUGUCUCCUCUUGGUGGUGAUGUCCUAUGACCGCUAUGUGGCCAUCUGCCAGCCCCUCCAUUACUCUGUCAUUGUGAGCUGGAGGGUGUGCACGGGCCUAGCCGCCACUUCCUGGGCGUGUGGCUCUCUCCUGGCUCUGGUCCACGUGGUUCUCAUCCUGAGACUGCCCUUCUGUGGGCCUCGUGAAAUCAACCACUUCUUCUGUGAGAUCCUGUCUGUCCUGGGGCUGGCCUGCGCGGACACCAGGCUCAACCAGGUUGUCAUCUUUGUUGCCUGUGUGUUUAUCUUAGUGGUGCCUCUCAGCUUGGUGUUGGUGUCCUACACAUGCAUCCUCUUUGCCAUCCUGAGGAUCCAGUCUGGGGAGGGCCGCAGGAAGGCCUUUUCCACCUGCUCCUCCCACCUCUGCGUGGUCGGGCUCUUCUUUGGCAGCGCCAUCGUCAUGUACAUGGCGCCCAGAUCCCGCCACCCUGAGGAGCAGCAGAAGGUCCUGUUCCUGUUUUACAGUCUUUUCAACCCUAUGCUGAACCCACUGAUCUACAGCCUGAGGAACUCAGAGGUCAAGGGCGCCCUGGGGAGAGCUCUGUGCAAGGAGAGGUCAGCUCGAGGGACGUCGGAGAGCAACAUGGGCCCUGCGGGCAGGCUCUUCGAGGUGCAGCAAAGCCCAGCAGUUCCGGAGGUGCUGAAGGUCAUCGAGGUGAAUGUUUCCAAACACCUGUCCGAGGACGGCUGUGCAACACCGACGAGGACCACAGCUGACAUCCCCGAGGCCGCGCUGUGGGCCCCUGUGGGCGGUGCCCGUGAACAUCUGGUCCUGCGCGAGGCGCUGUGGCUCCUUCACUUCCUGGAGCGCGGCGGCCACAGGGUGGGGAGGGAAAGUGAAGAACUGGCUAAGCAGGCAGAUGAAUAG